Molecule: messenger RNA, 544 nt
Organism: Uranotaenia lowii
Lineage: Eukaryota; Metazoa; Arthropoda; Insecta; Diptera; Culicidae
Exons: 3
Coding region: 134-415 (93 amino acids)
Source: RefSeq, a predicted model, not a curated record
AACUUUUUCCUUUUCUAUCUAUUCUCAAUUUAUCGUGUAGAGGUUUUGUUUUCAAUGCGCGCCAUGUUUGCGAAAAAACAAUUUUGUUUUAUAUUCUCUGUGCAAUCGACAGGACCUUUCUGGGAUAUCUGGGAUGGUGCCUUUCCACGGUUCCGGCAAUUAUCAGGAGAAUUCCCCCCGAUCGGCGGUAACGGCAGUGGAAAACAAGCCGUCGGAAAGGUGUGUGACCUUCAAUAUACGAGGAGGGCGAUCUCGGAAGAUGCAACAAGCGGUUGAUAUCGGAGAGUCCGACAAGACCAUGAGCAUCUGUUGGAAGUCUGGCGGAUUUGGCGGCUUCCGGUCCACCAUGUUGUCCAAGAAAUUUGUCAUCACGUACCACUCGCAGCAGGUCGGUCGGAGCUGCUCUCGAAGCUAAUCGAGAAACCAUCAGCUGCCUCGGUCGUCGUCAUGAGCGAGCUUAAGCCUCGGGAACUGGAUUUGAAAAUAAAGACUACAUCAGGCGUAGCCCGGAUAGGUCUUUUCUAAAAUUGUGAAAUAUAGUGAA